This is a messenger RNA of Lathyrus sativus (Indian pea), 393 nucleotides long. The record is from the annotation of a GenBank genome assembly. NCBI's taxonomy places the organism in Eukaryota, Viridiplantae, Streptophyta, Magnoliopsida, Fabales, Fabaceae.
AUGAAUUUGGUUCGUGGUGACUCACUAGGUAGUGGAAGGUUCACCACCAUCAACUUACCCAAACACACUAAACCCUCCGUUAACAUCCCCUCUCUCACUGUCGUCAAAUCAUACGAACUUUCCUGCUCUUUUUCUCUCCAAAACAAGAAAAAUAUAGUGGAACGUUUAGGAUCAUGCCCACACGUUAUCAAAUACUCUGGUCAUGAUCAAACUGUUAAAAAUAGGGAAGAGUAUUACAAUAUUUUCUUAGAAUAUGCAAACGGUGGAACUCUCAAUGAUCAGCUCAAGAAUCACGACGGUAAGCUCCCAAAAAACUCAUUCGUCAUUACACAAGGUUCAUGGUUAAAGGUCUCAAGUAUAUUCAUGAAAAUGGUUUUGUUCAUUGCGACUUGA